This is a messenger RNA of Pectinophora gossypiella (pink bollworm), 1750 nucleotides long. RefSeq lists its product as uncharacterized. NCBI's taxonomy places the organism in Eukaryota, Metazoa, Arthropoda, Insecta, Lepidoptera, Gelechiidae. The transcript is spliced from 3 exons. The record is from RefSeq and is a predicted model, not a curated record. Bases 285 to 1535 code for a protein of 416 amino acids.
CAAAUCAACUCCAUUCAUUCAUUGACGCGCCGGCCGGCCGGCCAGUCGUCAGAGAGAAUCUGAAGGUAACUAACGACGGUUACGCGCCGAUUUUAUAACGAACUCUUCGAACAUUUAAAAAAAAGAAACGCGUUUGACAUAAAUGACAGUUGUUUUGAAUUGAAAAUAUUGACUAGCGUUGUAAAGUGUAUGGUGUAUAGACGUGCUUAUUGUGGAUUUUAUUUGUGUUUUGAUGAUUUUGGUGUGGUGUGACAUGUCAUUUGGUGUGAUGUUGUGGUAAGGCGAUGCUUGUGGGAGAGCAGUCGCCGGCGCCGCGGGUGGUGGCCGGUUUGCGAAAACUCCGGCCAGAGCUUACCCCUGGACCUGUACCUACUCCUGCAGACCCCAAUUUAAGGAUAUCAGGCGUCCUUCGCCAGUACUACUCCGACGAUGCCACGUCCUGGGCGUGGGUGCGUGCUGCCGUCCGCGGCGGCUGCCUGCUCGCCUGGCGUGACGGCACGCUGCCCCGCCGGCCGGCGGCCCGGCUGCCCCUGCGACACCUGCACCUGCGGCCCGCGCCGAGCCUCGCCAACGCCUUCCAGCUGUCGCGACUGCGGGAUGACGCCUCCGUCGCCACUUUUCAGACUUGCAAUGCGGCGGAAUACGCCCGCUGGGUGCGCGCGCUGUGUGUCGAAAUACUACGUCAGACACCACUGCCACAAGUCCGGUUUCUGGACGUACUACCGGCGGCAGACACAGGCAGAGAACCAAAGAAAGAGGCUCCUCAGCAGGAGACGCCGGCGGGCCCGCCUCGCCCGCCGCCGCGAGCCCGCCGGCGACUGCUGACGUCACCGGAGACCCUCCUACCGCGCAGGGACCACUCGCCGGCCGCGACUGAUGAGGGCAUCGUCGUAGAAGACGACGACUACGACUCAUCGUCCGACCGCAGCCUCGACCUGACCCUCUCCCUCGACGCCUUGAAGACCACAGACGUGGUCGAUGCGCCCGUACGGACGGCUGAGGUCAUCAAAUGCGACAAUUGCAGCAAAUUGAGCGCGAGCGCGCAGCAACAUCACACGCUGCCGCGCGCGGCGAGAUCUAGCGAAUUGGAGCAAGGUCGACACCGGUACCUCAAGCGCUGGGAGGGGACGGCCGGCGGCGCGGAGCGGGGCAGGGUCGCCAUGGAGGCGGCGCGCCGCAAGACCUCCGCGCUCGAGAGCCGCGCGCGCUCCUGCUCGCCCAACGCCCACGAAGCGAUAGCUCAGUAUGUUCCUGUCAGAGAACGUAGGGCAUUGUUCGAGUCCCUCUCGCAGAGCGGCGGCAGCCUGGCGCGCAGCACGGAGCAGCUGCCGACGCGGCCGCCGGCGGUGCUGGAGCCCGCGCCGCGGCGCGCCGCCUCGCUGCACGACCUGCAGGCGCCGCCCUCGCGCUCCGUCAGCGACCUGCGCCAGUUCUUCGAGGCGGUGGCGCGCGGCGGCCCUUGCUCCGCUGGCUUGCAGCGGCACAGUGCACCACCCAAUCCCAUACGCGCUUUUGCUUCUCUCACCUGCGCCUGAUAGUGACUUGGAAUGUUUCCAUUGUGAGAUUUGCGGCGAUUGUUAGCGAUAAACUGCAAAAAAAGUGCUGAAUAGACUGUGCGCGACAAAAAACACGCGAUUCGAAUGUGCCAAUGAGAACGAUUUGUGUGAUGGCGCCCUGACCGUUCCUGUACAUAUUGUAGAUAGACUCACGGCGUUGACCGCCGACCGUCUCACUAAGUCGUUCGUUUUAA